AUGGCUCAAACUCUAUAUUUCCCUCUCCUCCUCAUUGCUCUCUGCUCCAUAUCUGAAUGUGUUCAGCGUCAGUAUCACUUUAUAAAUGAGAACAAGACCUGGACUGAAGCUCAGAGAUACUGCAGAGAGAAUUACACAGAUCUGGCCACUGUUCACAACAUGAACGACAUGAUCCAGCUGAACAAGACUGUGAAUGUGAAUAAUGAUGGUGUCUGGAUUGGUCUGCAGGGUACAAAUGAUAGUAAAUGGCAUUGGUCUUCAGGUGAUCCUGUACUGUUUUUGAACUGGGCAUCUGGACAACCAGCCGGCAGUGAUAAUUGCACUGUUCUGAAUAAUGGACAGUGGUUUGUUGGGGCAUGUAAUAUCCCCUGGUUCUUCAUCUGCUACAACAUGAGCGCAGGACUGGUGUUUGUCAAUCAGUCCAUGAACUGGAGAGACGCUCAGAGUUACUGCAGACAGAAUCACAUUGAUCUGGUCAGUGUGAGGAACCAGAAUGAGAGUCAACAGCUGGAGAAGUUCAUUAAUGACAGUCGGACAUUUGAACAUAAAGUCUGGAUCGGUCUGUUCAGAGACAUAUGGCAGUGGUCAGAUCAGAGCAACUCUUUAUUCAGAUACUGGAAAAGUAGUGCACCUCAAUCUCCAGAUGAUAAACGCUGUGCAGCAGUUAACAAGUUCUCUCAGGGACAAUGGGGUGACUACUUGUGUAAUGGUAGAUGGGAAUUUCCUUUUGUGUGUCAUGAAGAUAAACUGAUUGUGAUCCAGCAGAAUCUGUCCUGGUCUGAAGCUCUGAGAUACUGCAGACAGAAUCAUGUGGAUCUGGUCUCGGUUCAGUCAGUGGAGAUGCAGCGUCGUGUGAUGAACGUGGUUAAACUGGCGUCUACUGAGGCGGUGUGGUUGGGUUUACACAACUACUGCAGCAUAAACACGUGGCUCUGGGUCAGUGGAGACAUGGUGUGCUAUCAGAACUGGGCUCCAGGGAAUGGCAGCACACCGGAAAACUGCAAACUGGAGAACAGAAAAGGAGCAGUUCAGUCUGGAGAAUAUCAGACCUGGAUCAGCCUUCCUGAAUCUCACAGACUCAACUUCAUCUGCACUAACUACUGAGAGAAGAUGUGUCUGUGUGUUUACUUACAUUCACUGUGUUUUAACAUUUAUAUGU
This is a messenger RNA of Danio aesculapii, 1159 nucleotides long. Its product is annotated as macrophage mannose receptor 1-like. The record is from RefSeq and is a predicted model, not a curated record. Bases 1 to 1104 code for a protein of 367 amino acids. The transcript is spliced from 4 exons. Lineage: Eukaryota; Metazoa; Chordata; Actinopteri; Cypriniformes; Danionidae.